AUGUUCCCUACAAAGACCCUCUCGGCCGUAUUUGGCCUACUUGUAAACCUCUCAGCCGUUGUGGCCUCCUCACACGGGACCCCGAAGGGCCCUCGUGUCAAAUUGGACUACGCUACCUAUGUUGGUAAAUCCCUUAGAAAUGGCGUGGACCAGUUUCUUGGCAUGAGGUAUGCCGCAGCGCCUGUGGGAGACCUUCGGUGGCGAGCCCCAGCACCACCAGAAAAGCAGGGAGUUGAACUGGCACAAGAAUUCAAGAACUUCUGUAUCGGAACCAGCGAAAAAGAAGCAUCUGGAGUCGGCGAAGACUGUCUUUACGUCAACCUAUGGAAGCCCACCGAUGCUACACGCGAGUCAAAGCUACCAGUCUGGGUUUUUAUUCAAGGCGGAGGAUAUAACCAAAAUUGGAGCCCUAACUACAACGGCUCCGAGGUGGUUGAGACAUCAGGCCACAAUAUCAUCCAAAUAAAUUUCAACUAUCGUGUCGGUGUAUACGGCUUCUUUGCGGGUAAAGCUGUCGAAGAGUAUGGAGACCUGAACAACGGUCUUCGUGACCAGCUUACUUUACUUCAAUGGGUCCAGGAAAACAUUUGCGAGUUCGGUGGUGAUCCAGAACACGUUGUGAUCCACGGCAGCUCAGCCGGUGCUGGCUCUGUCGCACUGCAUCUCAUCUCGCCAAAACCUGCGACUGCAACGCUGUUCGCCGGCGGCAUCAUGGAAUCCGUCUUCGUCCCGCAACAACCCCGAAAGACUGAAUUAGAAUGGCAGUACGACCGCUUCGUUGAGCAGCUGGGCUGUGCUAGUGACACCGCAGAGCAGGAGAUGAUGUGUCUUCGUAGCAGAGAUACGAACGUAACCCAGGAAGCGAAUGUGCCCAGUCCAUUCCCCGAAUCAAGCGGAGCGCCGUUUUGGUACUGGGUCCCAGUCAUUGAUGGAGAUCUCAUCCCUGACGAGCCUCUGGAACUGUUCGCCCGAGGCGAGUUCACCAAGGUUCCCAUGAUUAUCGGUAAUAAUCAGAACGAGGGUGUCUUCUUCGUCCCCCAAGCUUCCACCGCCCAAGAAGUCAUCACCUUCAUGAACGACAAUUAUCCUCGCUUAACAAGCGACGACGAUGCAAAUAUUGCCGAAUAUUAUCCUCUCUCGGAUCCCGCGCCUCCUAACGCACCCUAUUUCGCGUCUGUCGAACAAGCCUACGGCGAAUCAACCCUCAUCUGCCCAGCCAUCUCCAUACUCGAAGCCAUCCGCAGCGCAGAUGCUGAACCUGCGUGGUCCUAUCGUAACCACAUAUACGAUGAUUUCUACGCUUCCAUUGGUUUUGGAACACCUCACGGCUAUGAAGAGGGUGCCAUAUUUGGCCCCAAUAACACGAAUAACCCAGGCCGGUACACAGCACCGGAGAGCUUUUACACCUAUAAUGCUCCACUGGUACCCGUAUUUAUGGAUUAUUGGAUAUCAUUUGUGCGCACCUUGUCACCGAACCCUUACCGGAGUGGUGACGCGCCAGAGUGGCAUCCAUGGAACGAAUCGCAAUCCAAGUUGCUGAUCGAGCUGGACAACUUGCACAUGGAGUCUGUUGGAGAAUCUCAGUUUGAGAGAUGUGAGUUUUGGGAAGGGAUCGACAGGUCCUUGAGUUCCGAAUAA
This is a messenger RNA of Ilyonectria robusta, 1638 nucleotides long. RefSeq names its product Alpha/Beta hydrolase protein. The transcript is spliced from 5 exons. NCBI's taxonomy places the organism in Eukaryota, Fungi, Ascomycota, Sordariomycetes, Hypocreales, Nectriaceae. The record is from RefSeq and is a predicted model, not a curated record. The coding region runs from base 1 to 1638 and encodes 545 amino acids.